AUGGAAAACUUCAGAGUCUUGGCGGUCGUCGUCGUUGUCGUCCUUGCGGCAGGUAUCCAUCGCCUGCUGCAAAUCGGUAGACGUGAUCCUCGAAUGCCUCCAGGGCCUCCGACCCUUCCAAUCCUCGGCAACUUUCAUCAAAUUCCCUCGAGCGGGCUGUAUGCAAAGUUUCGGGAAUGGGCUAAGGAAUACGGCUCAGUUUACUCUCUCAAAUUCGGUCCAAGCAACAUUAUUGUGCUCUGUGACCGUAAAGCCAUCCAUGCUCUCCUAGACAAGAAAGGCGCUAUAUAUUCGGAUCGGCCUCCAAGUUAUGUGGGCAGAUUGUUGACUCAAGGCGACCAUAUCGCCUUGGAGCAAAUGGAUUCCACCUGGCGCGAGAAGCGGAAGGUCAUCUCGCAUAACUUUUCGCCUAAGAACUUAGACGAAAAACACUUUUUGGUACAAGAGGCAGAAGCAACUGUUUUACUCAACGAUCUGUUAAACACGCCCGACUCGUUCUUCAACCAUAUCCGGAGAUAUACUGCAUCAUCUGCAUCCGUCCUUGCGUUUGGACACCGUGGACCAACGUUCGAUUCCUUUUGGGGCCAUAUCGUCUACGAUGUUAUGGACACCUGGACCAAGGCAAUGGAAGCCGGCGCUAAUCCCCCUGUUGACGAAUACCCAAUCUUGAAGCUGAUCCCGAUGAAAUUUGCUCACUGGAAACGACGCGCAGUGGCAGCAGGUCAAAUCUUCGACACCGCGUGGGGUAAGGCUCGUCGUAUUGUCGACGACCGUCGCGCAAAGGGAGACAAUCGUGAUUGUAUCAUGGAUCACUUGUUGGACGAAUACAAUAAGAAAGGAUGGCCUAUGACGCAGCAUGCAUUUAAUAAUUUGGUGGGAGAAGUGGUUGAGGGGGCCGCUGACACUACUGCUGCUCAAAUUCUGACUCUAAUUCUGGCGUUUGCUAAGUAUCCCGAGGUCCAAAAGAGGGCCCGCGAAGAAAUUGACAAGAUCUGCCCACCAACUCGGGCUCCACAGUUUUCUGAUUUUAAGGAUAUUCCUUAUAUUAACUAA
Molecule: messenger RNA, 1053 nt
Organism: Exophiala aquamarina CBS 119918
Lineage: Eukaryota; Fungi; Ascomycota; Eurotiomycetes; Chaetothyriales; Herpotrichiellaceae
Exons: 4
Coding region: 1-1053 (350 amino acids)
Molecular function (GO): heme binding; monooxygenase activity; iron ion binding
Source: RefSeq, a predicted model, not a curated record